Molecule: messenger RNA, 6912 nt
Organism: Mytilus californianus (California mussel)
Lineage: Eukaryota; Metazoa; Mollusca; Bivalvia; Mytilida; Mytilidae
Exons: 28
Coding region: 122-5443 (1773 amino acids)
Biological process (GO): protein dephosphorylation; angiogenesis
Molecular function (GO): protein tyrosine phosphatase activity; cadherin binding
Source: RefSeq, a predicted model, not a curated record
CUUUGACUGUGGUAAUUCUUCCUUGUUCCCGUUUGAGGUUGUAUUACAGAGUUGGUUUCGUUUGAUUUCAAUAGCAUGCUUGUAUCAGCAGUAUAAUGGUAUUAUUUAGACUUUAAUCAAAAUGCUAAAAUAUUUCAUUGGACUAUAUUUCGUAUGUAUUUUUAUAUCAAGUAUUUCAGCUGAACAUGCUGAAAUAACAUUAGCAGAAACUGAAUCCAAAAACAGAGGUGAAAGGGAUGCACGAAAUGUAUACACAUCACAGGAGGGUGGCAACGUAAUAAUUAAAUGUGGUGUAAAUUUGUCAGAAAGACAAGUUGAUGAAGUAUAUUCCAUACAGUGGAAAAGCCAGAAAUAUACGAAUAUUAUUGAACAGUUUAAUAAAAGUCAUGCUGAUAUCAAUAAAUAUUUUACUGGUAGAGUUGAACUGGUGAAUGGUUCUUCACUUAAAAUCUCCAGAUUAUUAAGAUCAGAUGCAGCACAAUAUAUCUGUACUGUUAAGUUUAACAGAUACAAAGUUAGAUAUGGACGUUGGAUUCGCCUAGUUGUAAAUAAGAGCCCACAACCUACCAUUAAACCAGACAGUAUCAAAAGUAGAACAGGACCUUCCUUUACUGCCACUUUAGCUACUCCAGUAUCUAUAACCACUAAUACUGUGAGGGAUGUUGAUGGUGAUGAUGGUGGUAAUGGUCAUGGUUAUAAUACAGAAUCAGAUGGUUCAAGAGAGGUUAAAGUAAAUACAGAUUUAUCAGUAGAUGAAUCAAAGGGGACUUCCUCAAUUAAUAAUGUGACUGAACCUAGAACAACUGGGGUCUUAGACGUAGAGAGUCAGUCUGUGAAAGUAUUGACAGAAAUAACUACUGUGGAGUCAACAUAUGACAAGAUCCAAAAUUUGUCAAAUGAAACAUCAGUAGAUAAAAAAGUCCAAUCAGUAACCCGUGUUGGAUUCGAACAAGAUUUACCCACAAAUGAUAUAAGAUCAGAAACUUUGACAUCUGAAUUGAAGGAAAAUUUGCAUACAGGAAUGACCAUAAUAACUGAUUCUACAACUGAUCAACCUGCUAGUAAGAAAUCUCUCAUUUAUAAUGUACAAGGAUCUACUUUUAAAACAAAACUGGAUGUUGAAACCACUACUGGAACUGUACCCAAACACAUAACUACCAUAAAAGUUGACGUUUCUUCAGAUUCCGCAUCACCAGGUUAUGAUGAGAAUAAAUUCACAACAGACAGGAGUCAAAAUGAAUCUGAUGUUCCUGAGUCUAAUACUUAUAGAGUAUCCUUAUCAACAGCCCCUAUGAUGAGUCAUUCAAACACAAAGUCAUUAACAGAAGCAGUCAUUAAAACAACAAAUCAAUCUGAACAGGAACAUAAGACGCUAACUGAGACAAAGACAGAGAAAACAACUAUAUCAAGGAAUGGGACCAGUUCUCAAAGUGUUGAUUUAACCAGAACCAGAAUAUCAAUAGAAACAACACCAGAGUCGGUAAUUAUAACUGAAUCAGCUGACAAAUCAGAGACAAAUCCUUUAGGUAUGGGUGAAUUGACAACAGCUCCAUCUGUGAAGGUUUCCAUGACAACUAUUAGUGAAAAAGAUUCUUAUUUAACAUCAACAACGUUACAACAGCUGCAAACAUCUACAGAGUCAGGUUCAUAUUUCAACGUAACAAUCACAGACAGAAACCCUAAAGCCAUUAAGCUACAAGUAAUUGUCUAUUCAACAAAAGACGAAGAGUUCACAAAAGUGGAAUUCACAUUUAGAACAGAAGACCAUUCAACAACAAGAUCCUUUGAUGUCAGUGGUCAUAAGAUCAAUGAAACCUUUAGAAUCAAUAAGCUAGAGAUAGGAAUCUGUUACAAAUUUCAGAUUCAUGUUAUAACACAAAAUGGCAGAUCAAUUGGUCCAAAUGAACAAAUGGCUUGUACAACGCCAAAACGACCUGAUUCAUCCACAGAUGUUGUGAAAACUACAUCCACUUCAAUAUACCUGCUGAUUAAACACCCUAGUGAAGGACAUUUUGAUAGUUUUAGACUUGAUUACAAAAACAACACAAGACCGUUAUCAAUGAAAGUGAACAAGUCUUUGGAUGUCACACAAACAGAGACAGAAAUUUCAGGACUGGUACCAGAGAGUUGUUAUAACAUUAGUGUUUAUACUGUUUCCUUCUCAGAAAUUAGUAAAUAUCCUCGUACUUUUUCCAAUGUUUGUACUCAGACACAGUUGGAUCCCUAUUACUACACAGUCAUCUAUGGUGAAUCGUCGUUUACAAUCUCCUGGGUCAACUUUAGUGAUAAAUACAAUGUAAAUGUUUCCUGUAACUCAUGGACAAAGAUGUUUUUUUUGAAAGCGCCUUUAUUAUCUGUAAAUAAAACUGUUCCUGGAGACUGUUGUGUGUUGAAUGUUAAAAAUUGGAAUGACACAGUAUCUCGGCAGUACUUUGUUCAUGUGAACGAAACAUUACCAGAGUACCCUGUAGUAAUCAGUACUGUUACAGCAAAAACCCGUUUAAACCUGACAUGGAGAGAGCCUAUCAGAAGUAAUGGUUGGAUUUAUGAUUACACUGUACACCUGUUUGAUAGGAGUAAUGUUACUGCCAUAGACAAUUUCAACAUUUCCUGUAUACAACCUGAACCAAAAUGCAGCGGGAAUGAUUCUGAUUGGAAGUAUCAGUGCUCAAAUUUUAGCCUGGUCAAUAAUAGAAAUGCUAACGUCUACUACAAUAACUCACAGUUCUAUUUAUCAAUUGGAGGAUUAAAACCAUCGAUGGUAUAUCACUACAGUAUAACAGCUAUGAAUAAAGCUGGUUCCAACACUACAGACAGAGUACCAGUCAUCACAAAGGCAGAUAAACCAGAGUCUCCCGCUUCAUUGGAUGUCACAGUACUGAAUGUGACCACCAUGAAUAUCACAUGGUCACCACCUAAUGUAACUAACGGUGUAAUAACAAGAUACAGUGUUAGUUAUUGUAGUAAUGGCACUAGUGGGUGUAAAUAUACUGUUGUAGAUGGCAUGACUUCAGUAAUAUUAACAGAGUUAGAUUGUUGGAAAGAGUACCAUGUGUGUGUGUCAGCUCAAACAUUGGCUGGAUUUGGACCUAAAAAGUGUGGAGUAAAUAACACAAAUGUUUAUGAACCCCAGGCACAGAUAAGUAAAAUAACUGCUAGCAACACAACCAUUAGACUUGAGUUUCAAGUGCCAUGUGACAAUGUUGAAGCACCAAUCAGCUACAAUAUACCCUACACAUCUUUGGAUCAUUCUUGUACAGUGAACCAGACAAAUGUUACUGAAUGGUGGGAAUGUUUUCCAUUGCAUCCAUGUGAGAUUUCUGGACUGUUUUCCUACUGGGAUUAUUUUAUCAAAGUACAGGAAUCAGUAGAAGACAAUGUUGGUGUUUGGAGCAAAGAGCACAAAGUCACUACACUUCAUUCUGUUCCUGAAGAAGUUCAAAAUGUAAGAGUGGGGAAUAUUGAAUCAGACAGUUUGACAGUAUGCUGGGAACAGCCAUGUUUUCUCAACAGUGAUACAGUAUUUUAUAAUGUGACAUUAGAUGAAGAUACUCCAUAUGUUAACAUAUAUAGAUCUGGAGCAAUACCACUGACAGAAUGUGAGAAAAUCGCUGAUUUGUUACCAUAUACAAAUUACACUCUAUCUGUCACUGCGAGUAAUCAGUACGGGAACAGUGACCCUGUUAUUAUCAUGAAACAAACUGAUAUAGCAGUGCCAAAUCAACCCAAUUUUGGUCGUGUUUUAGAACAAACUACAAUGCUGACAGUAGAAUGGAAACCACCAUAUCCCUACCCUGGUCCUACAAACUACACAGUCAAAGUCAGGGAUAGAGAAAAAAGUGAAACCAAAGAUUGCCAAACAUCGGUAUAUCACCAGACAAGGUGUUCUGUGUAUGGUUUAGAGGAGUACUGGCAAUAUGAAGUUACUAUAAUAGCUCAUACUGAUAGAGGAAAUAAACAAUAUAAACAUCCACAUUAUAUUCGGACUAAACAGUCAGCACCAGGUCCAGUAACUCGUCUCAGAGUAAACCAUGAAAAAGAUCCAGAAAAACCACGCCAGGUCUUCAUUACAUUUGGCCCUCCUGUAUACAGGGAGAGAAAUGGUGUAAUAAAGGCUUACUAUGUCAGAUGUCAUGACACAAGAACAUACAGAGAUAUACAAGUGGUCAAACUGAAUAAAAAUCUAAAUGAACUGAAGAUUAUUGUUCCAGACCAAGUUCUUCUUAAUAUUAGUGUUUUUGCAGAAACUGUUGAGAAUGGAACAGAAGUUUACCAAACAGUUAUUGUACCAGCAGGAGCUAAAGAUUUUCCUACGACAGAAGCCCUUGCUGGUGUGUCAUUAGCUUUCAUUGUGUUUAUUAUAGCAGCCAUUGUUGUUGUUAUACUUUACAGAAGACAUAUGGUCUGCUUCAAACCUCAAUUUGAAUUAAAAGAAAAAGAAUUAGUACAAUUGAAAGUUGUAAAACAGAAUAAAAAGAUCUCUGUUGAUCAUGAGGAUACAAGAAAAAGCAGACCAGUAAAAAUAGAUAAAUUUUAUCAACAUGUUGAGAUUCUAGCUCGGGACUCCAACCAUUUCUUUUCCAAGGAAUAUAAGGAGUUGAAAGCUAUGGCGCCAAUGCUUUCCACAGAGGCAGCUGAACAGCAGGAAGCCAGAACCAAGAACCGAUAUUCUAAUAUACUGCCAUUUGAUCACAGUCGUGUAAAGUUACUUCCCCUGGAUGAUGAGGAAGGAUCAGAUUACAUAAAUGCUAACUAUAUUCCUGGUUUUAAUUCUAAGAGAGAAUACAUAGCAACACAAGGACCUCUGCCUUCGACUAAAGAUGAUUUCUGGAGGAUGAUUUGGGAGCAAAAUGUCAGUGUGAUUGUUAUGUUAACACAGUGUAUAGAGAGAGGAAAGAGAAAAUGUGAGUGUUACUGGCCAGAGUGUGUAAAAGAACCAGUUUAUUAUGGAGAUUUAAGCAUAGAAAUAGAAAAUGAAUCUCAUCUUCCAGAGUAUGUUCUCAGAACUAUCAAUGUAACAUUUGGAAAUAUCCAGAAACGCAUAAUGCAUUUCCUGUACAUAGCAUGGCCUGAUAUGGGCGUUCCUUCCUCUACAGACAACAUGAUAUCAUUGGUCAAAACUGUUAGAUCACAUGUCAAUCCAACAAUGAAAGGGCCAAUAACAGUCCACUGCAGUGCUGGUGUUGGGAGGACAGGAACAUUUAUAAAUGUAGAUAUACUACUGCAUCAGUUAGACAAUGAUUAUAACCAGAUUGAUGUCUUUGGAGAUGUUCUGAAACUGAGGAAUCAUCGUUGUAACAUGGUACAAACAGAGGACCAGUACGUAUUUAUCCACCAUUGUAUCAGUGAUUACAUUCUGGCCAUGUCAGAAGACACAGAUGAGGAAGAGGUAGUCGAUGGAGGUGAUGAACCAAUGUAUCAGAAUGUUCCAUCAAAAAGAUAACUUACCUGUGAAGGUGUUUAUGCUCAAAAUUUAUGUCAUUAUAUUAUAUAUUUUUUAUUGUCUUGAAUUGUAUUGAUCUUCAUCAGUUAUAUAAUUAUUUCAUCUCUUUAUCUAGUCAUGAAAGCAGUUUGAUUUUGUUUGUUUGUUAGUUAAUUGAUUUUUAUUGUGUUUACAUCUUGUAAUUUGUCAAUGGAUUACAAUUUGAUAUUGUUUUUUAUUUUCUUUGUUAAUUAUUAAAAUGCAUGCAUCAUAUUUAUAAUUUGAUCUCACAGACAGGGAAACUGUGAUACAGUACAAAAAAGUCAUUGUCCCUCUUACUAACACUAUUAUUGUUGUUUUGUUUUUCAUUGAAUUUGAAACUAAAACUAAGUGAAUCAGGCAAUGUCUUUUAUACAAUGUAAUACCAAAACACUGUAUUCACCCGUUGAAUCAGAAACAAUAGUUAUAUUAUUUAAGUAUGGUGCCUGGUAACUUGAAAACUUAUACCAUAAAAAGUGAGAGAAAAAUUUGGUAUUUAGUGAGUUGUUGUCUUUGUUUACAGUGCAAUCUGUAAUCUAAAGUCAUUGCUUUGUAAAUUAUAUUUAUAUAACAAAAUGUACAGUGAAUGCCUUAUUUUUUUAUGAUACCAAAUUUGUGUAAGUAAGGGGGACACAACGACUUCAAUUACUUUUUCAAAAAACAAAUUUUAGUGACUUUGAUUGCAGCAAAUGAGUAACAAGGAAAUAAGGAACCCUGGAAAUUGUUUUCUAAAAACAAGAAAUUGAUACCAAUGAAAAUAAAUGAAUCCACAGAUGAUUAAAUUAUGUGUUUUCAAACAUUUUUUUUUAUUAAUUGCUUUGUUUAAACUGUGAUUUUUAUUGUAUUAUUGUAUGAUGUAUUAAGGAUGUUUGCUCCUCUUGUUUUUUUAUUUUUAUCAGAUAUUCGGAAUCCUCUGGUUUAUCCAUGUAGUGCCAUUAAAAAAAAAUUGCCCUCUAACCUCUACUUUUCUUUUUGUAAUUUUAUUGUAUAUAGUUUAAAAAGUCAUAUUUGAAAUCUUAUAAAAAGCUUGUUAUUUUUUCAUAGUUUUUGAAAGGAAAAGGUGACAAUGCAAAAUAUAUGAUAACUCUAGAAAGAAUAAUUUCCUCCCAAAUUUUCAGUGGCUUAUAUCUCGAAAACAAGGACAUGGACCUUUCAUUUUUUUCUGCUAUUUUGCUUCUACCAUUAGAAUACUUUCAAUUUAUAACAGUCUUCUAAAAAGCUUGUUAUUUGGAAACAGAGUAGGGAACAUCCUUAAGACUACAGGAUAUUAAAUGUACAGCUGUAUUGUGAAUGUAUAAUGGAAACCUCACACAACCUAUUUCUAUGAAAAGUUACAGAAUGUUUAUGUAAGUAAGGAAGGUAUAAUUUAGACUUAUUACAGUGACCUAUAGAAUUUUUCAUAUAUGUACAUGUAUAUAUAUAUAUAUAUAAAUAAAGAAACUUAAUUUAUA